This is a messenger RNA of Papaver somniferum (opium poppy), 561 nucleotides long. RefSeq lists its product as uncharacterized. NCBI's taxonomy places the organism in Eukaryota, Viridiplantae, Streptophyta, Magnoliopsida, Ranunculales, Papaveraceae. The transcript has a single exon. Bases 1 to 561 code for a protein of 186 amino acids. The record is from RefSeq and is a predicted model, not a curated record.
AUGGCUAUGGGAAGUAGAUUUGGAAGACCUAUUCGUGUUGAUGAAACCACUUUGAAGAAGGAAGUAGGUCUCUAUGCUAAUAUACUGGUUGAGAUUGAUCUGACAAAGGUAAUUCCCAAUGAAAUCUGGGUUGAAACUAAUUAUGGUAAAUUUGAACAAGCAAUUAGGUUUAAUAGAAUUCCAAAAUCUUGUCAUCACUGUAAUACAAUUGGGCAUUAUGUAGCGGAAUGUCGUAUUAAGAGAAAGGAGCAAGUUAGAAAGGAGAAUCCUCAGCAUCAAUGGAGAUAUACUCCAAAAAAAACUCAACAUCAAACUUCAGUGGGUUUUGAUAUUUGCUUCAACAUACAACAAAUUGUAGAAUCAGUUUCAAAAGUGGAUGAACUUGUUAACAAUAUUACACCACUUAAUGUUUCUACUGAGGAGAAGUGUAGUGGUUUUACUGGUCUUCUGGAAUCAACUCAGGAAUUUCCAACUUUAUCAGUGGAUAAAUUACUUGAUGUAAGUACUAGAAUUCCUCCCUUAACUUCUAAUGUGGGUGUGACUCAACCAUCACUAGUUUAA